AUGGCGUCACGUCGCAGGUCGAGCUCUCCAUCGACCCCUUCUGAGGGUGAGAUCAUCGAAUCGGGUUCAGAGACGAAGGCAACUGCGUCAAAACCUCCUCUUAAUGGCACCAGCGUUGACCGUCCCCCCAGAGCUAGUUCACCCUCUGCGUCACUGAAAGGCAGUGGAUCGCCCCGUCGACAGAGGUCAUGGACCAGGUCGCGCUCGAGAUCCGGAUCUCGCUCACCGUACCGGGCUAGCAGAGGCAACAAGCGCAGGCGCAACGAUGACUAUGAUGAGUACGAGACCCGGCACUCCCGGCACGAGCCGCCGCGACGUUACGAGUCGAGAUACGAUGAUAGGCACAAUGACCGAGGUAUUCCCUCCCGCCGACCAAGGUCAUACUACGAUUAUGACCGUGAGGAGAGCUAUGGAGAAGGACUGCGUUACACCGACGAUUACGAUCGGCGCAAGGACAAGCGACAGCGAACCCGAAGCCGGUCCCCGUAUCGCGAUGGGAGAAAACCCAAGCGGUACGAUGAUCUGGAUCCCAAUAGGGAAAGCUCCGUGUCUCAAUCGGAUAGCAAGCAGCGCGGACCAUCUGUGGGAAAAUUAGUGAGCGAACAAGGAAAGACUCAGGCUGGCGUUCGUGACUCCAAAUUGAGUGCUGAGACACGAAAGAAUCAGGUGCAGCAGACUCUUCCUAGACGUGCACAUUUUGCCGACGAGGUCGAUACUCCUUCCGCAUCGGAAGCUGUGGAAGAAUCGCAACCAGAACCCAUUGAUGAAGCUGGUGCUCUUGAAGCUCGUCGUAAACGUCGCGAGGCAAUUCGUGCUAAAUACCGAAGCCAAGCGUCCCCUCUGCAUCUUCAGGCCCUGCAUGUUGAUACAGAUUCAUCUACCGCAGGUUCGACUGAACCUGCGAGCGCGCAAGAUACAUCGGAUUCCCCGCGCUUGUCUCCAGCUCAAACCCCUAUCGAUCAGCCUGGUGAAACCUUUUCGGAUUUCAAGAUUGGCAAAGACACUGAUCUUAUCAACAACGAUGCACCAGUGGAUGGGUCUGGGAAGGAAGAACCUUCUGCUGCAGACUAUGAUCCGACAUUUGACAUGAAAGAGGAUAGACAAAAGCAUGGUAUUCAGAACUCCAAAGACGAUGUCUCAUCAGCGUCAUAUGAUGAGACACAGGCCACCAAACAGGACAUUCUUAUGCCAGAUACUCCGCAGCAACCACCACCACCUAAGGCGAAAGAUCCUUAUGACAUGUUUGCGGAGGACGACGAUGACAUGUUUGCUGAAGAGAAAGACGAUCAUCCAGCGCACGCAUCAGCAACAGCCGUUCCACAGGCUCAAGAACUCGAUAUCAGCAUGAUGGACAACUGGGACGACCCCGAAGGCUAUUACAACACCCGGCUUGGCGAGUUAAUCAACGGUCGCUACCAUGUGAAGCAAGUGCUGGGCAAGGGAAUGUUUUCAUCUGUUGUGCGAGCGCUCGACGAGAAGACCGGAAAAUUGGUGGCCGUCAAGAUCAUCCGUCAGAACGACACCAUGCGCAAGGCCGGUAUGAAGGAGAUUGGUAUCCUGGAACAGCUUCUCGAAGCCGACCCAGAUGACAAAAAGCACAUCAUCAAAUUCGAGCGCUACUUCGACCACAAGGGCCACUUGUGCAUGGUGUUCGAGAACCUGAGCAUGAAUCUUCGCGAAUUGCUUAAGAAAUAUGGUCGCGACGUCGGGCUCAACCUGCGCGCAAUUCGCGCUUACGCUCAACAGAUCUUCCUCGGCUUGAGCCUCCUCCGCAAGUGUAACAUCCUCCAUGCCGAUCUGAAGCCGGACAACCUCCUCGUGAGUGAGAAUCGCAACAUGCUCAAAGUUUGCGAUUUGGGUUCGGCAUCCUCGGCCUCCGACAACGAGAUCACGCCCUACCUCGUCAGUCGCUUCUACCGCGCCCCCGAAAUCAUCCUGGGCAUUCCAUUCGACUACGCAAUCGACGUGUGGUCAAUCGGCUGUACGCUCUUCGAACUAUACACGGGCAAGAUUCUCUUCACGGGCCGAAACAACAACCAAAUGCUACGCUCCAUCAUGGAAUGCCGCGGCAAAUACCCACCCAAACUGCUGCGCCGCGGCUCCCUGGCGCACAUGCAUUUCGACGACAUGCUCAACUUCCACAGUAUAGAAGAGGACAGGAUCACCGGUCGUCCGGUGACCCGGAUCUUGGAUUUCAAGAAGCCCGAGCGCGACUUGAAGACCCGGUUGAUGGGAAAGGGUACACGCGGGAUGGCUGAUAGUGAUGCGAAGGAUCUGACGCUGUUCGUGGACUUCCUUGAUCGGUGUCUGACUCUUAAUCCUGAAAAGCGGUGCACUCCUGCUGACGCGUUGAAGCAUCCUUUUUUGACGCGGAAGUAG
Messenger RNA from Penicillium cinerascens, 2379 nucleotides. Its product is annotated as putative serine/threonine protein kinase (Prp4). The transcript is spliced from 3 exons. The coding region runs from base 1 to 2379 and encodes 792 amino acids. NCBI's taxonomy places the organism in Eukaryota, Fungi, Ascomycota, Eurotiomycetes, Eurotiales, Aspergillaceae. Gene Ontology annotation, biological process: mRNA cis splicing, via spliceosome; peptidyl-serine phosphorylation; peptidyl-threonine phosphorylation. The record is from RefSeq and is a predicted model, not a curated record. Gene Ontology annotation, molecular function: ATP binding; protein serine/threonine kinase activity.